Arvicanthis niloticus (Nile rat) is the source of this 1108-nucleotide messenger RNA. NCBI's taxonomy places the organism in Eukaryota, Metazoa, Chordata, Mammalia, Rodentia, Muridae. The record is from RefSeq and is a predicted model, not a curated record.
AUUAUAGAAUGAAUACUUCAAAAUUUAAUUUUGUAUACAAUUUUUUACAGAGUUUCCAGAAGACAAUGGAAGAAAUCAAUCAGACCUCAGUGGCUGAGUUCAUCCUUGCUGGUUUAACAGAGAAUCCAGAGCUCCAACUGCCUCUAUUCCUUAUCUUCCUAGCAGUCUAUUCAUUUACAGUUGUUGGAAACCUGGGUAUGAUCAUCUUGAUUCUGUUUAGUUCUCAGCUACACACACCCAUGUAUUAUUUACUCAGCAGUCUGUCCUUUAUUGACUGCUGUCAGUCCACUGUCAUUACUCCCAAAAUGCUGCUGAACUUUGUGACAGAGAAGAAUGUCAUCCCGUACCCAGAAUGCAUAGCUCAGUUCUUCUUUUUCUGUGCUUUUGCUGUUUCUGAAUGUCACAUGUUAGCUGCAAUGGCAUAUGACCGCUAUGUGGCUAUAUCUAGCCCUUUGCUUUACAAUGUAACCAUGUCCUAUCAAGUCUGUUCAUUGAUGGUAGUUGUGGUGUAUGGUAUUGGCUUACUCAGUGCCACAGCUCACACAAUCUUCCUAUUAAGAGUGUUCUUCUGUAAGUUUGAUAUAAUAAAUCACUACUUCUGUGAUCUUUUUCCAUUACUGGAGCUCUCUUGCUCUAGUACUUAUAUUAAUGAAGUACUAGCACUCUCCUUCAGUGCAUUUAAUAUUAUUGUACCAGCCAUGACCAUCCUUAGCUCUUAUAUCUUCAUCAUUGUCAGCAUCUUUCACAUUCAAUCCACUGGAGGCAGAGUCAAGGCCUUUCGCACCUGUAGCUCCCAUAUCAUGGCGGUUGCAAUUUUUUUUGGUACUACAGCAUUCAUGUAUCUACAGCCAUCUUCAGUCAACUCCAUGGACCAAGGGAAAGUAGCAUCAGUGUUUUAUACCAUUAUUGUGCCUAUGUUGAAUCCUCUGAUCUACUGCCUGAGAAAUAAAGAUGUCAAAGUUUCUCUUAAAAAGUUACUACAAAAGAUAAGUUUUCUCAAAACAAAAAAAUAGAUUUCCUUAGCAAUAGAAUGGGACAUAUAACUUUGCAAUUUGGGGGUAGAAUAUAAUCUACAAGCAGUCAUUAAUAACUCUAGAUGUGUGACUAU